AUUGUUAUCCACAUAACAGAGUUGGAGUAGUCGAAUUCAAGUUUAUUAUCACACGCCUUUAGGAGGCGGGUCGUCGGUCUCGAAUCACCGCAACCCACAUUCAGGCGCGCUGUCGGAGCACUCUGCUUACAUCCCUACAGAAAAGGUUUGCACAGUGUGCACCGCACUUCUUGACAAAGAUAAUAGGCCUUCCUACUUGUGUGCUCUAAGUGAAGAUGAAGUUUCUGGAAUACACUCCGCUGGACAGCAUAAAUCUUUUCCUUGAUCAUCUAAACCUUGGAGAGAGUAUCAUCAAAGGCAACCUUGAAGCCUUUUCGUGUAAGCAAACUGGGACAGACAGAAAGCUCUCUUUUAGCUUAGAGCAAGAGAUUCUUGAUUAUCUUGAACAAUCUUUUGAUAGCGAUUCACAUUUGCCAGUGGAGUACUUGAUUAGUAGAUCAAGUCGGAAGACACUAAUAUAUUUGGUUCUUACGCUCAGUCACAUGUAUCCAGAUUAUGAUUUCAGCAGUGCAGUGCGAUCCCACCUGUAUUUCAGAGAGGAAGAAUGGGAUAAUUUCAAGCAAAUAUAUGACAUGUACUUGUUCGAAGCAGCUAGAGAGUGGGCUACUGCAAACGGGGGUAGUUCCUUUAUAGACAUCUUGACAAAUGCCAUUGAUGAGGUGGAAAUUUCACUCAUUUGAGUUUGAUAUUGAUGACUGUGACCACGGU
Molecule: messenger RNA, 708 nt
Organism: Musa acuminata subsp. malaccensis (wild Malaysian banana)
Lineage: Eukaryota; Viridiplantae; Streptophyta; Magnoliopsida; Zingiberales; Musaceae
Source: RefSeq, a predicted model, not a curated record